Molecule: messenger RNA, 501 nt
Organism: Cicer arietinum (chickpea)
Lineage: Eukaryota; Viridiplantae; Streptophyta; Magnoliopsida; Fabales; Fabaceae
Source: RefSeq, a predicted model, not a curated record
AUGAAAUUUCAUCUCUCUCGUUUCACUUUGCAAUUUGCAGUAGCAAAUAAGUUUUAUUCUCUUUCUAAAUCAUUUCAGUUUGUGAUUUCAAUUUUUAUUUUGGUAAUAUUGCUUGCGUGUCGACUUUAUUUUCAAUCGAUUGGAGAUGUAAAAGAAGUUGUUUUGACUCAGAAGCAACUUGGUGUUGAAGAAGAUGCUGGUGUUUUGAGAAAGGAAGUUAAGAGAUUGGAGGUUAAAGUUUCGGGUAUUAGUUCGGUUUUGGAACGACAAACUAGGGAGUUAGAUGAACUUAAAGAUGAGCUCUGUACUUGCAAAGAGCAGACAAAGAAAGAAAUAGCAUUAAAGAAUGAAGCGUUGAAUCAGAAAGCAUCAAUGCAAAUCCAGCUUCAUGUGAAAACAGAUGAGCUUGAGAAGUCAAGUUUGGAGCGUGGAUCUGAAAGGUUUGAAAAACUAUUAUUCAGUGUAAUUACAAUUUUGUUGCUGCUUCUUGAUGUUGUGUAA